AUGCCAUACACCGUCCUCAUCUCCGGCGCUAACAAAGGUCUCGGACUCGGCUUGUUGGAGAAAUACCUCAGUCGCCCAGACACCACCGCUAUAGCCACUGUGCGCGACCCUUCCAGCAAAGAAGCCCAAGCCCUCCGCUCCAUCCCCAAAGCCUCCGGCACCAACCUCCUCAUCGUCAAGGUAGAAAGCACCUCCGACACUGACUGCGCUACCGCCAUCUCCACCAUCAAAGACCAAGGAGUCUCUCACCUAGAUCUCGUGAUCGCAAAUGCUGGGUACUAUUCCGUCCCGCCCGAACCCCAGGUCGCGAAAAUUAGUACGAAGUUGCUGAUGGAGCAUGUGAAUGUCAAUGCUGCGGGUUCAAUCAGGCUUUUUCAGGCUACUUUGCCUUUGCUCCAAAAGGCCAAGAAACCGGUGUUUAUGUACAUGUCGACGUUGGCGGGAUCCAUCACGGCUACUGGAGAUGUCCCGUUCCCUGUCGGCGUUUAUGGUGCUUCCAAAGCGGCGGGAAACUUCUUGACUCGCAGGGCGCAUCAGGAACAUCCUGAGUUGAUUAUUUUUGCCAUGCAUCCUGGUGCUGUCAAGACACCGGGAGCAAUGCCUGUCAUUGAUAGCUUGGACAUGGACAAGAACUUCCCGGAUAUGUUUGUUGAAAUUGACAAGAGUAUUGAUGGGAUGGUGAACAGAAUUGACGGCGCGACCAAAGAGGACACCUCGGGCAAGUUCUGGUCAUUCGAUGGUUCUAUCUUGCCUUGGUAG
Molecule: messenger RNA, 759 nt
Organism: Aureobasidium melanogenum CBS 110374
Lineage: Eukaryota; Fungi; Ascomycota; Dothideomycetes; Dothideales; Saccotheciaceae
Product: aflatoxin biosynthesis ketoreductase-like protein nor-1
Exons: 3
Coding region: 1-759 (252 amino acids)
Source: RefSeq, a predicted model, not a curated record